GGGUGUAGUCACUAGUUUGAAGCCAACAGAAGAGUUGGAUCAGAGAUCAUUCUUUGUCUUCUCCUCCAACUAACCAGAGUUUCACUGAGGACUGGAGCUGAUGAACUACAGAACACAGCUUUUCUACGAACAUCCAGGAAGAAGAGAAGGAAAACGAUAUGGGACGAAGAAGAGGAGGGACUCUGAAGAUUCUGUUCCUGUUGACACUCUGUCUACAAGCCUUCACUGGUCUCUGCCAAGAUUCAGGGCAGCCCUCUGACCUGAGGAUAGUUUUAGUAGGGAAGACUGGAUCAGGGAAGAGUUCAACGGGAAACACCAUCCUGAGGAGGGAGGGGUUUAAAGUAGACUUCUCCCCUGAGUCUGUCACUGUUCACUGUGAGAAACAGAGUGGAGUGGUGGAUGGGAGGAAGAUUGAUGUCAUCGACUCCCCGGGACUCUAUGACACAACAAUGUCUAAAGAAGAGAUGAAAAGUGAAAUAGAGAAGGCCAUCUACAUGUCAGUCCCAGGACCUCACGCCUUCCUGCUGGUGAUCAGACUGGGGAGGUUCACAGAGGAGGAGAGGGACACUGUGAAGUGGAUCCAGGAGAACUUUGGAGAAGAAGCAUCAAUGUACACCAUCAUUCUGUUCACCGGAGGAGACCAGCUGGAGGACAAAUCAAUGGUGGACUUUCUAAGUGAGAGUGAGGAGCUUAUGAAACUCAUCAAGGUCUUUAAGGGCAGAAAUCAUGUCUUCAAUAAUAAAGAGAAGAAUGACAACACUCAGGUCCCACAGCUGCUGAAGAAGAUAGAUGAGAUGGUGAUGAAGAAUGGAGGAAAACACUACACCAAUGAGAUGUACCAGGAGACCCAGAGGAAGAUCGAAGAGGAGGAGGAGAGGAAGACACAGGAGAAGAAGGAGAGAGAGGAGGAGGCGAAGAAGAAACAAGAGGAGGAGAUCAGAAAACGAGAAGAGAAGGCGAGAGAGGAGGAGAGGAAGAGACAGGAGGAGAGGAAGAAACAAGAGGAGGAGAUCAGAAAACGGAUAGAGAAGGUGAGAGAGGAGGAGAGGAAGAGACAGGAGGAGGAGAAGAGAAAGGAGGAUAAGAAGAAACAUGAGGAGGAGAUCAGAAAACAGGUAGCAAAGGCGAGAGAGGAGGAGAGGACGAGACAGCAGAGGACGAGACAGCAGAGGACGAGGAAGUCGUCGUCAAAUGGCUUAUUGGGAAUGUUAGCAACUGUUUUCACAGCGGUGGUAGCAGGACCAUUAGCAAUUCCAGUUGGAGCUGCUGUAUUUGCAAAUGAAUUAGCUGAACAUUUAGACGAUUCUGAUUAAAUGAGGAAGAGGAGGCAGUGUGAAGUAACACUCUCUUCCACAUCUUAAUGUCAAGUAGUAGCAGUAGAAUAUAUUAAUACUGUAUAAUGUCAACCAUCAUUGUUUGAUUGUUCAACACUUUCUAAUAUGAUCAGUUAUUUAACAUGUUUAUUAUUCAGAGGCUCAGGGAUAAUAACAUACUGUAGGAUGACAUUUAUAACUCAACAAAAACAAACAGACAGAAAACAUCUGAAAUUAUGUUUCAUUAACUCAGAGAUAAUAAAUGACAAUAGGUAAAGACAUUCUAGGUAUCGAGAUAUCUACAGUAUUGAUGUAUCUACACUCCCUCACUGGUCUGUCUUCUCCCUCUAUCCUUCCUCCCUGGUGUCACGCCCUGGUUGAAAUAUUUGUGUUUAUUCUUCAUUUAUUCGGUCAUGCCAGGGUGUGACAUGGGUUUAUUGUGGUGUGUUUCGUCUUGGGGUUUUUGUGGGGUGUAUAGUGUAGUCUAUGGCUGCCUGAGGCGGUUCUCAAUCAGAGUCAGGCGAUUAUCGUUGUCUCUGAUU
Molecule: messenger RNA, 1855 nt
Organism: Oncorhynchus gorbuscha (pink salmon)
Lineage: Eukaryota; Metazoa; Chordata; Actinopteri; Salmoniformes; Salmonidae
Product: GTPase IMAP family member 7-like
Exons: 3
Coding region: 159-1313 (384 amino acids)
Molecular function (GO): GTP binding
Source: RefSeq, a predicted model, not a curated record